Molecule: messenger RNA, 2960 nt
Organism: Drosophila montana
Lineage: Eukaryota; Metazoa; Arthropoda; Insecta; Diptera; Drosophilidae
Product: probable RNA-binding protein 19
Exons: 4
Coding region: 125-2872 (915 amino acids)
Cellular component (GO): ribonucleoprotein complex; nucleus; cytoplasm
Molecular function (GO): mRNA binding
Source: RefSeq, a predicted model, not a curated record
UGGCGCUGCCAGAUUUUCAAGAGACUCUUCCAACAAGUUGGCAGGCAAUGCAAUACACGUGCGAAUCGUAAACAAAAUGCAUUUUUUGUAAUUUCACAACGUUUUGCAUUGGUUAACAACAAAAAUGUCGCGUAUUAUUGUCAAACAGCUGCCUAAGCAGAUAAGUGAGGAUAAGCUGCGAAACAUCUUCGGCACAAAGGGUACCAUCACAGAUCUGCAGCUAAAAUACACGCCCGAUGGCAAGUUUCGGCAAUUCUGCUUUGUCGGCUACAGCAGCGAGGCGGAGGCACAGGCGGCCAUCAAACACUUCAACAAUACCUGCAUACAGACGAGCCGCGUGCGCGUGGAGUCGUGUGCGGCGCUGGGCAGCGAGGAGAAGCCGCAAUCCUGGAGCAAAUAUGCCAAGGAUAGCAAAAAGAACCAGGACAAGCUGAGGGCAGAACAGCCAGAGGCUGACACAGCUGACCAAAAGAAGUCGAAAAAGAAAUCAAGCAAAGUCGAUGAAAUUCUGGGCAAGCACAAGGAUGACCCGGAAUUUCAAGAGUUUCUCCAGGCGCACGACAAGACGCGCACCCUCUGGGCCAACGAUGCGGGCCUAGCUGGCGCCCAGUCCGUCGAGGAGGCAAGCGACGAUGAGACUGAAGCGCCGGCACGUGAUGACAGCGGCGUGGAUGCAGACAAUCACGACGACGACGACGACGAGGAGGAGGAGGAGGAGGAGGGUGACGAGCAGCAGGCAGAAAAGCUGGCUGAGAAGCCCAUCAGCGACAUGGAGUACAUGAAGUCCCUAAUGGCCGGCAAAACGGAUGCCAAAGAAAAGGCCAAGACACAAACGAAGCCAGACAAAAGCAACCUUGAACUGUUCACCAUCAAAAUCCACAAUGUGCCGUACAAUACCAAGCGCCAGGACAUCAUCAAGUUCUUUAAGCCGCUCAAGCCGUACUCGGUGCGUCUGCCCGGCAAGGUGCAUGGCUUCUGCUAUGUGGGAUUCAAGACCGAGCGCGACAUGGCUAAGGGCAUGAUCAAGAACAAGAGCUUCAUCAAGGGCAAGCAGGUGUUCUUCUCGGACUUUACGGCAAAGAAUAAAGUUACGAAGGCGAUGAAAAGCGGCAAACCCGUAGAUGCAGCCGAUCAAGAGGCGGCAGCGAGGGGCAAUGCCAAGUGGAAGCAGCAACAGGAUAGUUUGCGCAGCGAGGAGAACAUAUCCGAUUCGGGUCGCAUAUUCUUUCGCAAUUUGGCCUACACCACCACCGAGGAGGAGCUGCAAAAGCUGUUCGAGCCAUUCGGACCCGUUGUCGAGGUCAAUCUGCCCGUGGAUAAGGUGACCAGGCAGAUCAAGGGCUUUGGCACGGUUACAUUCAUGAUGCCAGAGCAUGCGCUUAAGGCAUUCAAUGCGCUCGAUGGCACCACCUUCCAUGGUCGCCUGCUGCACUUGCUGCCCGGCAAGGAGCUGGACAAGCCCACGGAAGAGACGAACGAGGAGCUCGAGUCGGGUCUUUCGUUUAAGCAGAAGAAGGCGCUCAAGCUGAAGCAGAAUGCCCAGAAGCCCAUUGGCUGGAACACGCUCUUUAUGGGCGCCAAUGCCGUUGCCGAGCUGCUGGCCAAACAGUUCAAGACCAGCAAGGCGCACAUUCUGGACACCGACGAGGGUGGCAGCAGUGCUGCCGUGCGACUCGCGCUUGGCGAAACGCAGAUUGUCAUCGAAAUGAAAAAGUUUCUCGAGGAGGAGGGCGUGCGUCUCAGCGCCUUCGAUGAGCCCGCACAGAAGCGCUCCAAGACUGUGCUGCUGGCCAAGAAUCUGCCCGCUGGCACCGAACCAUCCGAUCUGGCGCCCAUCUUCAGUAAAUUUGGUCCCAUCGGACGCAUUGUGCUGCCGCCCAGCGGCAUCACCGCGCUCAUCGAGUACUGUGAGCCGUCGGAGGCGCGACAGGCGUUCAAGAAGUUGGCCUACAGCAAGUUCAAGAAUGUGCCGCUCUAUCUGGAAUGGGCGCCGGAGAACACGUUCACCAAGACGUUAAGCGGCGAGGCCGUCAUACCCAAAACCGAGCCCAAACCCGAACCUGCUGUUGAGAAUGAGGAGAAGCCGGAGUCAAAGACAGAGGAGCCGCACAAAACGGAGCCCGUGGCGGAGGAUGCGGAUGAUGAGCCCGAACCGAAUACGACCAUAUUUCUGCGUAAUCUCAACUUCAAGACCGUGCAGGAGACGGUGCUCGAACAUUUUCGGCAUUUGGGCACGGUGCAUACCGUUGAGAUAGCCAAGCGCAAGGAUCCACAGAAUCCGCGACAGCUCAAUUCCCUGGGCUAUGGCUUUAUACAGUUCAAAAAGGCGUCUGUUGCCUCACAGGCGCUCAAGGACAUGCAGCUAACCCAAAUCGAUGGCAAUCUGGUCGAGCUAAAGCGCAGCGAUCGCGUCCUCAAAAACCAGGACGAUGGAGCACGCCGUCGCCAGGUGGCACAAAAGAAACAGACUGGCACCAAGAUUCUGGUGCGCAAUAUACCCUUCCAGGCGCAUUAUCGCGAGGUGCGCGAUAUAUUCAAGGCCUUUGGCGAGCUGACUUCGCUGCGCUUGCCCAAGAAGAUGACGCCCGGCGAGGAUGCGCAUCGUGGCUUUGGUUUUGUCGACUUCACCACCAAGGCGGAUGCGAAGCGGGCAUUUGAUGCGCUCAGCGCCAGCACCCAUUUGUAUGGACGCCGUCUGGUGCUCGAGUGGGCCUCCAAUGAGGAUCAACAGGAUGUCGAGGAGCUGCGCAAACGCACCGCCGCCAAAUUCGAGGGCAAUCAAACGGCCAACGAGGCCAAGCGCAGCAGGCGCGCCUUCUUCGAUGUCGAGAGCAACGUUCAGCAGCCGCCCGAAAACGAAGAAGACGAAUAAAUUAUUAAGCCAUUUAGCAUGUUAAAUACCUUUAUAAUGUGUACAUGAAAUAGAUCUGUGUAAAUGUGUAUAUACCUCUUAAAACAAA